This is a messenger RNA of Mauremys reevesii (Reeves's turtle), 1477 nucleotides long. RefSeq names its product sulfotransferase 2B1-like. The coding region runs from base 530 to 1432 and encodes 300 amino acids. Gene Ontology annotation, biological process: sulfation. The transcript is spliced from 7 exons. The record is from RefSeq and is a predicted model, not a curated record. Gene Ontology annotation, molecular function: sulfotransferase activity. Lineage: Eukaryota; Metazoa; Chordata; Testudines; Geoemydidae. Gene Ontology annotation, cellular component: cytoplasm.
CUGGAUCAUUAUUGCUUAUUGACAACCGUAGCCAAGUCAGCCGGCCGUCGGGUGGCCGUGCUGCGCUCACACAGUAGCCAAGUCAGCCAGCCUGCCGCGGCCUCAGCGUGACCACAGCAGGAGGGGAGGGGGGUUGGGUACCACAGAAAGAGCGGCUUGACCCCGCGCCCUUCCUGCUAAGAAUAUGGAAAUUGCUGAUACUCGUAUUUUAGCAAAACACGAAUCUGGCCAUCAGGGCACAAAGGCACGAACAGGCUACAACCACCCACAUCUGGUUAAAUUGAUGAUCAGAAGGAAACCUCGUGCUUGACCUUUAAAAAUCGCUUGCUUAGCAAGUUUUCUUUAAGUGACAUGUCGUCCUAUUACUAACGUAUAAACGACGGGGAAGUUUGAGUUAGUUGGACUCUUCGGGAGGGUUUCUUCAGGGACGCUCCCUCCGGAUGCUUCUCGGGGUCCCCACCGGCAGACGGUUGGCCGCCGGCAGCCUGCCGCGGUGCCACUCGAGAUCCACGCUCGGCUUCGCCCCAGGAUGUUCAAGGAAUAUUUCCAGUACAAGGGGAUCAGCUUCCCCCGGCUGAUCUACUCGGAGCGGGGGCUGCAGGAGGUGGAGAACGAAUUCCAAGUCCGGGACGACGACGUCUUUAACGUCACCUACCAGAAAUCAGGGACCGUCUGGAUGCUGGAGAUCCUGAGCCUCAUCCACAGCAACGGGGACCCCAGCCGGUGCCGCACGGUCCCUAACUGGGACCGGGGGCCCUGGUUUGAGACCGUCCUGGGCCUGCAGACCGCACGGAGCAACCAGUCGCCCCGGCUCAUCAGCUCCCACCUGCCCAUCCAGCUCUUCGCCAAGUCCUUCUUCCAGUCCAAGGCCAAGGUGCUGUACACGGUGCGGAACCCCAAGGACGUCUUCGUCUCCCUCUACCACUUCGCCCAGAUCUUCCGCCCCUACAAGGAGCCGGGGCGGCUGGACCAGUUCCUGGAGCAGUUCCUGGAGGGGGACGUGCCCUUCGGCUCCUGGUUCGACCACGUUAAGGGCUGGAUGGGCCUGCAGGGCCAGGAGAACUUCUUCUGGAUCAGCUACGAGGAACUGCAGCAGGACCUGCGGGGCAGUGUGGAGCGGAUCUGCCAGUUCCUGGGCAAGCAGCUGGACGCGCGGGCGCUGGACGGGGUGGUGGCGAACGCCUCCUUCCAGGCCAUGAAGCAGAACAAGAUGAGCAACUUCAACCUGGCCCCCAGGUUCCUCCUGGACCAGACCCGGAGCUCGUUCCUGCGGAAAGGGAUUGCCGGGGACUGGAAGAACCAGCUCACCACGGCCCAGAGUGAGAAUUUCGACCGGGUUUACCGGGAGCAGAUGCAGGGGCUGGAUCUGAGCUUCCCCUGGGACGAGCCGAGCUCCCAGCCCUCCCCGCCCCCCACACCGGGCGGCAGCUGAGACAGAAGGGAGUGCAGUGCACUGGUUAGAGCAGGGGGGCUGGGA